ACUGGGAGGCUGAUUGCCGGCCGUCGCUGAUUACUGGCCCCAAUGAAGUUUCAAUCAGCGACUGAGUACAAAACGAAAUGGCCAGCAAAAGAGUAUUAUGACCCAAGGCAUCAGAGAGCCUGCUAUGGAGGCUAGAGGUUUGCGUCCUACGUCUUCGUCUGUAUCACGCUAGCGUCUAGAAUUGGCAACCCCAAGGGUGUCAUUACAGCAACAUUUGUACGUAUGCGUGGAAUGGCCCGUUUCUUAAAGUGUUGUGGCCGAAGGCACCUUCUGUGCGUGUUUGCGAAACGAGAGCGCUGGGGAUUUCAAGUAAUUGCUGACGGAGUUUAUAUGUGCGCCUGUCAAAGUCCAUCACACAACAGACACUGCAGGGUGUUAUUGUCGUGGAAGCAAGUUUACCAGAGAGGCAGACAUGGGACGGAAGCGGAAGAGGUCCAGCAGUAGCGGCAAUGUCCUGCCGGUCUCCUACGUCUCCACCAUGAACAGUCGGCUGUGCGACAACAAUUCUAAACGCGAGGACUACGAGCGCCGCUGGCAUGACGACUUCUUCCGAGGAUGGAAGAGGCCUUCCAACCGGGGAUGUGAUUCACAGAGCGACCCUCAUCACAUCAAAGGCGACAUCGCGACUAAGAUGUGCUCGCUCGGGUUCAAAGUCGGCAGUCUUCACGGGCAUAACGACUUGGAGGAGGUGAACGAGAAAAUGGAGGAAUAUACUAAGGAAUGGGUGGAGGGCUUAGGCACUCGAAGUCGGAGCUAGAUGAUGAA
Molecule: messenger RNA, 765 nt
Organism: Branchiostoma floridae (Florida lancelet)
Lineage: Eukaryota; Metazoa; Chordata; Leptocardii; Amphioxiformes; Branchiostomatidae
Exons: 3
Coding region: 413-757 (114 amino acids)
Source: RefSeq, a predicted model, not a curated record